This is a messenger RNA of Miniopterus natalensis, 1930 nucleotides long. It is a transcript of the gene RFC5, whose product is annotated as replication factor C subunit 5. Lineage: Eukaryota; Metazoa; Chordata; Mammalia; Chiroptera; Miniopteridae. The record is from RefSeq and is a predicted model, not a curated record. Gene Ontology annotation, cellular component: DNA replication factor C complex; nucleus. Gene Ontology annotation, molecular function: ATP hydrolysis activity; ATP binding; DNA clamp loader activity. Gene Ontology annotation, biological process: DNA-templated DNA replication; DNA repair.
GUUGCUUUUGCGCGCGAACUCUUAAGUGUGAGGGUCCCGGGGUUGGAUCUGCGCUGGUCUCUGUGCGGACCCCGCGGGGACGCGACGACUUCGGGGGACUUGAACCCCUUCGUCACCCCGCCAUGGAAACCUCGGCGCACAAGCAGCAGCAGCAGCCCUCGGCGCCCAAGAUCAGGAACCUGCCCUGGGUGGAAAAAUACCGGCCACAGACACUGAAUGAUCUCAUUUCUCAUCAGGACAUUUUGAAUACCAUUCAAAAAUUUAUCAGUGAAGACCGAUUGCCACACCUGCUUCUCUAUGGUCCUCCGGGGACAGGAAAGACAUCCACCAUCCUAGCCUGUGCUAAACAGCUGUACAAAGAUAAAGAAUUUGGCUCCAUGGUCUUGGAGCUGAAUGCUUCAGACGACCGAGGAAUAGAUAUCGUUCGGGGACCAAUCCUGAGCUUUGCUAGCACAAGGACAAUAUUUAAGAAAGGCUUUAAGCUGGUGAUCCUGGAUGAAGCCGAUGCCAUGACUCAGGACGCCCAGAACGCCUUGAGGAGGGUGAUUGAGAAGUUUACUGAAAAUACCAGAUUCUGCCUCAUCUGUAACUACCUGUCAAAGAUCAUCCCCGCCUUGCAGUCCCGGUGUACAAGGUUCCGAUUCGGUCCCCUGACUCCUGAACUCAUGGUCCCACGCCUGGAACACGUCGCAGAGGAAGAGAAAGUUGACAUAAGUGAAGAUGGGAUGAAAGCCCUUGUAACUCUUUCCAGUGGAGAUAUGCGACGGGCUCUGAACAUUCUGCAGAGUACCAAUAUGGCCUUCGGGAAGGUGACAGAGGAGACUGUCUACACCUGCACAGGCCACCCACUCAAGUCAGACAUCGCCAACAUUCUGGACUGGAUGCUGAAUCAAGACUUCACCACAGCCUACAGAAGUAUCAUGGAGCUGAAAACUCUGAAAGGGCUUGCACUACACGAUAUCCUGACAGAGAUACACUUGUUUGUGCACAGAGUUGACUUUCCAUCUUCAGUUCGAAUACACUUAUUGACCAAAAUGGCAGAAAUUGAGUACAGACUUUCUGUUGGCACCAAUGAGAAGAUUCAGCUGAGUUCCCUCAUUGCAGCUUUUCAAGUCACCAGAGACCUGAUUGUCUCAGAGGCCUAGAUGCUGGCUGAGGACCAUUUACUGCAAUUCUCAGGCCCAGCAGUGGCUAGAGAACAGAGGACUUGGUUAUGGGACAAACUGCUGCCCAGGGUCAGGGGAUAAAGCCAUUAUCACCCCCACUCUUGGAAAAUUGUUGUUCCAGGCAUGGGUGGGAAGACGUAACAAAAGUACCGUGUUUGUGGCUGUUUGGAGCAGAGAUGUACAAAACAAUUUUAUCUACAACUGUCUUACUGACUGCCCACUGUGUUUUACAGGGAGAAAAAAGCAAACACCUUUAUUUCAACCGUAAGGCUUUUACCCUUUAGUUGCUACGUGACAGGAAGUCAGCCUACCCUUUAAUUUUGGACUGUAAGGCUUUCAAGUCUAUGGCCCCCAGGCCUUCCAACUCCAGAUAAACAGCAUCUCCCAAACCACAUGUAAUCCAUGACACUGUCUGUGUAGCUACUUUCAGAGUAGAUGUUAACAGAUAUCUGGCCCAAACUAUUAUACUCAUACAACAGACUCAUUUGUCUUACUUUAAAAACUGGUCUUUUUAUUUCUCCUCUUGAAGUAGAGGAUUUCCUAGCAGGCUCCUAAUUGUGGGUGGACAGUAGAGAAAACUUUCCAUUAAGCCAUUAGGGGUCAGAGGUUAUACAACACAGAUUUAAUGCAGGGAGGGCACAGGAGAUUAAGCCUGACUAACCCUGCCACUGCUGGAAGGAUUGGGGCCUGUGUACGGAUGUAGCAGUUUACCUUAUAGUAGUUGUGCUGUGUUUAAAAUAAAGCAUCUUUCUUGUUGGUUGUUA